AUUUUUAAGAAGCUUGAAUUUCGUUAUAUAAACAAAAGUGUUCAGAAAUUGAGUAAAAUUGUUCAAACAAGUUUUGAGAAUAAAGCAACUGCAAAGAAUACUGUAGGGGAAAAAUAUCGUAAAACAUGGCGAUGAACUUUGUCGAACAUAUGCGCAAACUUUCCUAUUAAUAUUAGGAAAACUUGAAGUAAUCGAGACACAGAAAGAAAGUGAUCUAUUGAAAAUUUUAUUAGCUGGAUACAUUUUAUGUCCCUGGUCUAAGCAUUGAUACAGUGACGAUGGAGCAGCAGUCAUUCGACGACGUAGAGCCAAGAAAGAUUACACGCUCUAAGGCAAGACAUCUACGGAGAAAGCGGUUGAUCCUCGCACGCAGAGCUGCUGAAAAUAAUUUAUCAAAUGCUUCCAAAGAAGCAAGUGUCGGAUUUACACAAGAGAGAACCGUCGAUAGAAGCCAAGACCGAAGUGAUACGGAAGUGCUGACAAAAUCAAAAGGACGAAGAUUAAGGAAUAAAAAGAAAUCUGAUUUACUUAAGCAUCCCAAUCAGGCAUCUGGUAGUAUUUCAGACUCGGACAAUUCAAAGUCCGUGGAUUGCUGUGACAGCUCAAUCAACAUUCUCAUUCACGAGAAUAAUAAAUACUCCCAGAAUUUCUACAGUGUAGAAGUGAAUGAUGUUAAAAGUUGUUCUAAUGAUUUAUCAUUGUUAAAUAAUAAGUUAGAAGAAAAUCCUAGUAAGGAUAUUAAAGUCACUUCUAGCAAGAAGAAUAUAAAGAAAGUCUCAUCGACUAAGGAAGAGUCUCACAAUCAUAGAGUAUCCGUUGACCUGAAUGGCGACAGACAUCACGCGGAUGAACAUUUAGUAGAAUCUGAAAAAAUUGAUACUACUAAAACUGUGAGCGAUAAUUCUGGCAAAUCCAAUAUUAAUGAUAAGCAAGUGGAAGAAAUUAGUAUUAACGUUCGAGAGCGUCCGAAUAGCGAUAAAAUUAUAGAAUUUGCUGUUAAACCGAACAAUCAAAAGUCCAUAGAUCAAAUCGAUCACAAAUUCAUAAAAGACAUUAAAAAUAAUUUAUUGCCAGCAUCUGUAGUUGUAGAAAAUAAAAUGAAUCCUGAACAGAAGACAAGAGAGCAAAUAAAGGCAGAACGCGAGGCAAAGAAGGCAGCAAAAGCUGCAGCCAAGUCAAAAGCCAAACUGGAAACAAAAUUGGAAAAGAAAGAAGUCAGGGAAGAAACUGCAAAGAAUGCAGCUAAAGUCGAGAAGAUAGUUGUACAAUCUGAGAAAGUAAAAAUUGAAAAUACUCCAGUAGUAAAGGAAGUCUUAAGGAUCGAAGCGAAAAAAGUCCCAAGUGUGCCAGUUAAAGAAAGUGCACCUGAAGUAAAACAGGAAGCGAGUACCGAGGGCAAAAGUAAAGCCGAAUUGCGUGCUGAAAGACGAAUGAAACAGGAGGCUCAAAGAGCUGCAAAGCAGGCGACACUGUCUCAAAAAAAUAAACCAAAAUUAGUAGAAUCACCAAAGUCAAUUGAGUCUGCAUCGAAGAUAAGUGAGUUGGGAAAGAAGAUUGUUAGGAAACCUAUAAUUAAAGAGAAUCCACACGAAGUUAAUCUUUUUAAGCAUCUUUAUCCCAGCAGAGAAUCCUCGUUGAUUAAUGUACCAACAUUAAACUGUAAUAUACAUCCAGCCAUAGUCAGGCUUGGGGUGCAAUACGCAAACAAAAUUAUUGUAGGCAGUAAUGCUAGAUGUGUUGCUCUCCUAGCUGCUGUUCAGCAACUUGUUAAGGACUUUGAAAGACCUUCGCAAGCUGACUUUACUAGAGGAUUGGAAGCAAGCUUACAGGAAUGUGUUGCAUAUCUACAUCACUGUAGACCACUUGCCGUUUCUAUGCACAAUGCCUUGAAGCAUAUCAAGGGACAGAUGACGCGACUGCCAUCUACUAUAUCUGAUAAUGAAGCCAAGACUGUCUUAGGAAAUGCUAUAGAUACGUAUAUACAAGAACAAAUUCAUUUGGCUGAUAAAGCAAUAUCGAUUACAAUUCAAACAAAAAUCUCAAAUGGAGAUGUUAUACUGACAUAUGGAUAUUCUUCGCUAAUUCACAAAAUAUUGUGUGAUGCACAUACAAUUGGUAGACAGUUCAGAGUAGUUAUCGUGGAUGGAAGACCAUGGCUAGAAGGAAAAGAACUAUUGAGAAGAUUGGCAAAACAUGGAAUAGAGUGUUCCUACAUAUUAAUAAAUGCUCUGAGCUUCAUAAUGCCUGAGGUUAGCAAAGUUUUUCUUGGAGCUCACGCUAUUUUAGCCAAUGGAGCAGUCAUGUCUAGAGCUGGCACAGCUCAGGUAGCCCUUAUGGCUAAAGCUUUUAAUAUACCAGUUUUGGUUGCUUGUGAAACACACAAAUCUUGUGAGCGAGUCCAAACAGAUUCAAUCGUUUAUAACGAAAUAGGUGAUGCUGAUGAGCUCACACACAAUCUUCUUCACAACUCAAAGAAGUCUUUUCUGGCUAACUGGAGGACUAAAAAGUCAUUGAAUCUUUUGAAUUUGACAUAUGAUGUCACCCCAGCUGAUUUAGUUACAGCUGUUGUGACUGAAUUAGCCAUUCUUCCCUGUACUAGUGUUCCUGUGAUUUUGCGAAUCAAACCAACUGACAUAUAAAUUUUAUCUCUAUUCUGAGUGUGUUUCUCAAAUUGGUACAACUACUCCAAACAUUUUUGUAUAUUUUUUUUCUCCAUAAUGUGUCUGAGAAAAUUACGACAUUUUUCGCAGCACUUGCAGUGAGUUACGAAACAUACCCUCUGACAUGGUCGUUAUGUUAUAUCAAGACAGUUUCUACCUGAAGGACUUAUAAUCAUAGAAUUCCACUAACAGAUUUGCUUCCGCAAUCAUUGAGCAACUGUUAUCGUACAUCGCAUUGUGUAAUUUUGAAUAAAUCUCUUUCUAAAGGAA
Messenger RNA from Cephus cinctus (wheat stem sawfly), 2930 nucleotides. It is a transcript of the gene eIF2Bdelta, whose product is annotated as translation initiation factor eIF-2B subunit delta. NCBI's taxonomy places the organism in Eukaryota, Metazoa, Arthropoda, Insecta, Hymenoptera, Cephidae. The transcript is spliced from 7 exons. The record is from RefSeq and is a predicted model, not a curated record. The coding region runs from base 279 to 2639 and encodes 786 amino acids.